AUGAACAAAGUCCUCGGAUUCGAGCGCAUCAACGAACGUGUGAGAAGACCAAAUGCACUCAUCAACUUCAUCAAACCACUGGAAGGUCCAGAUAAGGCCCUAGCGCAGGAUUUUCUGGAGCGAGUUGCCGCUAUCUGCUAUCCCAUCAUGAAAGAGAACCACAUCGUCGUCAUGGCUUUAGAAGAAUACCUACCUAACCCCGAAUUCAUCGGUCGCAACUUCAACGCCGGAGAAGUAAUUCAACUGGUUCUCAAAGCCCCACACACCAACCAAUGGCUACCAUUCAAGCACGUCCAAAUGGUCAUGAUGCACGAACUGGCGCAUUGCAAGCAGAUGAACCACUCUCGCGCUUUCUGGAAGGUCAGAAAUGCAUAUGCAGACGAACUCAAGGUCCUCUGGGACAAAGCGUAUACGGGCGAGGGGCUCUGGGGCAAAGGACAGUCACUCAUCACUGGACAAUACAUGACCAACCACAUGCCCGAGGCUGCUGAUAUCCCGGCAAGCCUCUGCGGCGGUACGUUCAGAUCAUCAGGAGGCCGGAAGAGAAGACGAAAAGAAGAUAAGUCUAAGGUCACCUAUGCCGAGCGCCAACAACGCAGAAUUGCAAAGAAGUUUGGUGUCAACGGUGUCGCUCUAGGCGAAGAUGAAGGUGUCAGAGCCAAGCUCGAGUCUGGCCAGAAGGGUGGCAAGCCUGCCGUCAAACCGAGAGUGGCAGGCAGUAAGCGAGGAAGAGAGCUUCGGGCCGCUGCUGCACUGGCACGCUUCGAGAAUGUGAAGAAGGAACCUGUCAAGACCGAGCCCAAAACAGAAACGAUCAGUGACGACGACGAUUAUGAGACGGAUUCUGACUAUGAGUACGCAACCAUCGAGAGGACCAUGAAUCCAGAAGAUGGCAACAUGGUCAGAGUCUGCGAGAACGAAGACGCGGAGGACAAAGACGCGCAGCGAGAAUUCGACGAGCUGCGUGAGAUCGACCAAAGCAUGCCGAAGCUUCAGAUCUCAUCUUCCAAGCAGCCUUCUCCAAAAGGCAAGGCAAAAGAGACAAUCCUCUCAGACGAUGCUUCUACCGAGAGCGAGGACGAUCAAGACCUGGACGCGCAGCGCGGCUUGAAGCAUCCACCAGCGAUUCCCGCUUCAACUUGUCCAAUUUGCUCACUAGAGAACGAACCCACAUCAGCCCUAUGUGCAGCAUGCUCUCACGUCUUGAAGCCCACCCUCAUGCCGAACUGCUGGAAGUGCACGAGCACAAACUGUCAAAGUGUCGGAUACAUCAAUCCAGGCGACUACAACUUGUGCGGACUCUGUGGGUCCACUAAACCGAGAUGA
Messenger RNA from Aureobasidium namibiae CBS 147.97, 1326 nucleotides. RefSeq names its product WLM-domain-containing protein. Lineage: Eukaryota; Fungi; Ascomycota; Dothideomycetes; Dothideales; Saccotheciaceae. Bases 1 to 1326 code for a protein of 441 amino acids. The record is from RefSeq and is a predicted model, not a curated record. The transcript has 2 exons.